CUGAACAAAAAAAAAAAGAGUUGAAAUAAUCCAUCAAUAUCAAGGGAAUAUUCUAUAUUAUUUAACCUAGCUACACCAACCACAACCACAUUUUGUACAUUGUAUAAGUACUUGUAAUUGAUGGGUCGUUCUUUGAAAAUCAGCAAUAACCCUUCUCCUUCUAAAGCUAAAGAAAGGAACAAGACAACAACAGAAGUGAAAUCAAAGAAGAAAUCUAGCAGGAGAAAAAUGUGGUUUGUGUAUAUUUGUGAUGAAGAAGAGAAGGAAUUAGGAAGACAAAAAGCAUCAGGUUGUUGUCCUUAUUGUGGUGGCAAAGUUGAAGCUAUGGAUGUUGAGAUGCAAUGGAGGUUUUGUUUUUUGCCUAUGUGUUUUAAGAUUAAGAGGAAGUUUUUUUGUACUUUGUGUGCUAGAAGGUUAGAAUUGCAGUAUUACUAGGUUGUUUUUUUGGACAUUAAUUUAGUCAUGUUCGUGGUUUUUCUCUUCUUCUUCUUCAUCUUUUUUUUUUUUCUUCUUUCUAUGUGACUUUGUUUAUCUUUAUUUUUUAUUUUUUGGUUCAAUUUUGUGCAAAUGGAUGGGAAAUUAGAGUGUGGUUUAUUAAAAAAAAAA
Messenger RNA from Medicago truncatula (barrel medic), 606 nucleotides. RefSeq lists its product as uncharacterized. The coding region runs from base 121 to 435 and encodes 104 amino acids. Lineage: Eukaryota; Viridiplantae; Streptophyta; Magnoliopsida; Fabales; Fabaceae. The transcript has a single exon. The record is from RefSeq and is a predicted model, not a curated record.